Mercenaria mercenaria is the source of this 1641-nucleotide messenger RNA. RefSeq lists its product as uncharacterized. Gene Ontology annotation, cellular component: nucleus. Gene Ontology annotation, molecular function: DNA binding. The transcript has a single exon. The record is from RefSeq and is a predicted model, not a curated record. Bases 1 to 1641 code for a protein of 546 amino acids. Lineage: Eukaryota; Metazoa; Mollusca; Bivalvia; Venerida; Veneridae.
AUGGGUAGAAAACAAAAAAUACAUGAUCAACAAGUAAUAAAUAAAGCCAUAGCAGAAAUUGACAAAGGGAAGUCUGUCUAUUCCAUUUCAAAAAAGUACGAAAUCCCAGAAACCACUCUAAGAAAUCAUGCCAGAGGGAAAUACCGUGGCCAUAAAACAUCUUUUGGACCAAAACAUCUGUUGAAUGCGUCAGAGGAGACAACUCUAGUAUCUUAUGUUCUGUACAUGGCCGAUAGAGGGUUUCCUCUUACUAGAAAGGUUAUCAAAAAUCUUGCCAAAGAAGUAGUCCAGAUAUCGCAACCAGGCUAUACAGGACCUUCCAAAAAAUGGAUGAAGUCUUUCUUAAAGAGAAAUAAAAACCUUACUGUCAGGAAAUCACAUGCUCUUGAUAAAGGCCGUGCAUCAAUUACACAGACGCAAAUUGACCAGUACUUUCAAGUUUUGAAACAGACACUUGAGAGGCUUGACAUUGCUAAUAAACCGUCACAUAUUUACAAUUGUGAUGAGACUGGUUUCAGUGGCAACCUAACUUCUGAUAAAUCUGUUGUUGUUAAAAAGGGUGUCCGUCAAGCAUUCAGAGCUCACAUUAGUCUUAAUGGCCACAUCACUGUUAAUUUUGCAAUUAAUGCAGCAGGGCAGACUGUACCACCAUUUAUCAUAUUUUCAAAAAACUUGCCCAGAGAUAUUUUCAAAGACGGCUUGCCAGACAAUUGGGAGUAUGAAUGCACUGAAUCAGGUUUCAUCAAUGGCAAUUUGUUCAGUAAAUGGUUUAGUAAUGUUUUUCUUCCAGCUUUAGGCAACAGAAGACCAUGCGUUCUGAUCAUGGACAAUCAUACUUCUCAUAUGUCCGCAUCAGUUAUCAAAGAUGCAAUGGAAAACAGUGUUGACUUACUGUAUUUUCCUUCACAUUCAUCACAUCUGCUCCAGCCCCUUGACGUGGGAUACUUUCACGUCUUAAAAAGCAAGCUUUUUGAAUUGGCCUCUGGAUUGGGUUACGUAGAAUCACGUGCUUUGCCGAGACAUAUUUUCUCGAAAUUGUUGCACCAUGCUAUGAUGAAAAUUUCCCCUGCUGUUGUUGCUGCAGCCUUUAGUGCUACUGGCAUAUAUCCAUUUCACAGCUCAGUUGUAAAGCCCCUUUCAGCACCCCUUUCAAGCCACAAGGAAGACUCUAGUACUGAUACUUGUCCUCCCUCUUCUCCUUCUCCAAGUGAUAACAGGGCAUCGGUCUCAAAGCAGGUAAACAUGUUAGUUAGGGUUGGUAUGGUUCCUGAAUCUUUAGCAGAGAUUUUCGUUGAACCGCCUCCCAUAAAACAAUCAAAGAGAAAAACGUACCAUGAAGCACGUGUGAUCGAGUCUGUUCCGCCCUUGAAAAAGCAGUGCAUUUCAGAAUUCGCAGGUAAAAAAAGCUCUAGCUCUAAACCUAGUCACGUUAUAGAUUCCAUGCGUGAAUCUAGUGAAGAACACUUCACAGAUGCUAUAUGUGAAGUGUGCUUGACAUCAAGGCCAUUAUUCUGGGUUGGGUGUGAUGAAUGUGACGCCUGGCUGCACUACGAAUGCCUGCCUAACAACGAAAAGAUCGAUGUUGAUCUUAGCAUUUUGACUAAGUCAAAAUGGCUUUGUUUGCGAUGCAGGGAAGAGUAG